GACGGCGUGGAAUCAACUCUCCUAUAGUAAGCUAAGCUCGGCUCCACCCAUCAUCUCCGUCAUCGUCUCAGUGCUGCAGGAAGCCAUCAGAGCUUCCUUCUCCGUUCUCUUCUUUGCAUCCACCUCGAGGUAGACGACGGCAGCGGCGGCGGCGAUGGCUGCGUCGACGACGGUGAGGAGGAUCAAGCUGGGGUCGCAGGGCCUCGAGGUCUCCGCGCAGGGGCUGGGCUGCAUGGGCAUGUCCGCCCACUUCGGCCCUCCCAAGUCCGACCCCGACAUGAUCGCCCUCAUCCACCACGCCGUCGGCUCCGGCGUCACCUUCCUCGACACUUCCGACAUCUACGGCCCCCACACCAACGAGAUCCUCCUCGGAAAGGCGCUGAAGGGAGGGGUGAGACAGACGGUGGAAUUGGCGACCAAGUUUGGAGUCAGCUUCGCAGACGGGAAGGCGGAGAUCCGGGGCGAUCCGGCGUAUGUGAGGGAAGCUUGCGAGGCCAGCUUGAAGCGGCUCGACGCCGAUUGCAUCGACCUCUACUACCAACACCGUAUCGACACUCGUGUCCCCAUCGAAGUCUCUAUUGGAGAGCUAAAGAAACUCGUUGAAGAGGGUAAAAUCAAGUACAUUGGUUUAUCUGAGGCCUCUGCGUCAACAAUCAGGAGAGCACAUGCUGUUCAUCCCAUCACAGCUGUGCAAUUGGAGUGGUCGCUGUGGACAAGAGAUGUGGAAGCAGAGAUCGUUCCCACAUGCAGGGAGCUUGGCAUUGGAAUCGUUGCAUACAGUCCUUUAGGACGUGGCUUCUUUUCUGUUGGCUCCAAGUUAUUGGAGAAUUUCACUGAGAACGACUUUAGACGGUCCAUACCAAGGUUCCAGCCAGAGAACUUCGCUCACAAUGCGAAGCUAUUCGACCAAGUGAAUGAAAUUGCGCAAAGAAAGAGAUGCACCCCGUCGCAGUUAGCCCUCGCCUGGGUACACCAACAGGGUGACGACGUCUGCCCGAUUCCUGGCACGACCAAGAUUGAGAAUUUCAACCAGAACAUUGGAGCUCUGUCCGUGAAGCUUACACCUGAAGAAAUGGCCGAGCUGGAAUUGAUUGCUUCUGCGGACAAUGUCAAGGGUGGCAGGUACCCAAGCAGCGUGCCUACAUGGGAAAACUCUGAUACUCCACCCCUUUCUUCAUGGAAAGCUGCUUAGGAAACAUGUCUGCUUGUGUUGCCGCAUCUUUUAUAUACAGAGUUUGAGCAUUUGCUGCUAAAGUAUUUUGAGGCUUGUGUUGUGUCUGUUAUAAGUACGUGUAUGAAGAGAGUGCUUAUUAUCCUGUAAUAAAAUCUGGACUUCAGAGAAUAA
Messenger RNA from Syzygium oleosum, 1345 nucleotides. Its product is annotated as probable aldo-keto reductase 2. The record is from RefSeq and is a predicted model, not a curated record. Lineage: Eukaryota; Viridiplantae; Streptophyta; Magnoliopsida; Myrtales; Myrtaceae. Gene Ontology annotation, cellular component: cytoplasm. The transcript is spliced from 5 exons. Bases 155 to 1192 code for a protein of 345 amino acids.